This is a messenger RNA of Knipowitschia caucasica, 684 nucleotides long. NCBI's taxonomy places the organism in Eukaryota, Metazoa, Chordata, Actinopteri, Gobiiformes, Gobiidae. The record is from the annotation of a GenBank genome assembly.
AUGUCUAAACUCAAAGGAAAACCUGAGAAAGAACCCGCUAGCGCUAGCUUAACUUCGAAAGACAUCACGGCGCUACUCGAGGAGCGUAGAGAAGCCAUUUCGUCAGAUUUUAAGUCAUCUUUCCAGACCCUCGCUUCAAAACUGGACGGCGUAGAGGCUGCAGUUAAGGAUCAAGGCACACGUAUCACUUCACUGGAGGACAACGCAAACUCGGUUGAUAGCCGCCUCACACACAUUGAAAACAACUGGUGCGCGUUACAAAAAGAAAAUGAUUCCCUCAGAGAGAGAGUGGCGGUCCUCGAGAGUCACAGCAGACGUCAAAACAUUCGCGUGAACACUCUCUCCACGUCCCCGGAGAUUGACCGAGCCCAUCGGCCCCUCGCUCCAAAGCCCGCUCCAGGAGCCAGACCCCGUCCUGUGAUCAUCCGCCUCCAAGUGAAAGACCUGAUCAUCCGUGAGGCCCAUAGAAGAGGACCCCUGCUCUACAAAGACUACAGCCCGGACGUGUUGAAGCUGCGCAGCGAGUACCGCACUGCCAUGGCCGAGCUGUAUAAGCGACGAUACCGCCCGGCGCUGCUCUUUCCAGCCAAGCUGCGCAUCAUGAUGCCAAACGGGGAGAGGAAGUGGCUCACAUCAGCUCCAGCAGCGGAAAAGUUUGUUCAGGACUUGGACAAUGACUCCUAA